Molecule: messenger RNA, 257 nt
Organism: Funneliformis geosporum
Lineage: Eukaryota; Fungi; Glomeromycota; Glomeromycetes; Glomerales; Glomeraceae
Source: the annotation of a GenBank genome assembly
CAGAGCAAGCAUCUCUUAACCAAGAUCAAGAAUCUGACACUGGGUGCUUCACUUCUGAAAGGAUACCGGAGGUAUCGAAUCCCGUGACUAAAGUUUCAGCCGGGGCGCCCCUGCCAAAAAAUAGUCAUAGGAAAAAAGGUGCAGAAAAUAUUUCUCAAAUGAUAUCUGAUGGUAUUCAAAACGAUUCACAGUCUCAAAAAUGUAUUCUUGGUUCUUCUAACGAUAUAUUAUUACAACAAAGCCAAAUUUCUUCUACA